UCACACACCAUCAUCCGACAUUUCUUCUAGCUGGACUUGCACACACUUGGGCGACCUCCCCGUUUACACUCCUUUAUACAACAUUCUUGGCGGCGAAACAUCACCCAUACUCCCAUGUCUUUUAUCUGAGGAUCAGGAUCCUUCCCUGUUCAAUCUUGGAAUUGAGGUGGUUAUUUCCAUCUUCUCCCUACGGUGCAUCUCAUCUGGCCAUAAUAUUUUUACAAGGAAACCAAAAAGAAAAAAAGGAAAAAAGAAAAAAAAAAGGCGCAUACCAAACCGUGUUGCUCCAGCAAGAUUUUGAUACCCUAUACUUACCUGGCAAAUAUCACGUUUACAUUCACACGCGCACCACAACCACUCUUGGCCACUUGAUCAUGCUUCCAACACCACCACAAUCACCACCCCCAAUAUCUUUCUGCGAUGCACCAGAGGACAGGUUGGGGCUGCUGCUUGCCAAUCGGUUAGAGCUCACGGGCAUUCUUGGGGUAGGUGCCUAUGGCGUGGUCUACUCAGCCAUUGACAUCCAGACCCAUGUGCCCUAUGCCGUCAAGGCGCUCAACAAAGCCGGCCUAGAUCCCAGACAGCGCAAGUUUCAGCAGAGGGAGAUCAAGCUUCACCACCUGGCGAGCCAUCAUCCCAAUGUGGUUUCUUUGGUCCGCAUCAUGGAUUCGCAUGACUGCACUUUUGUUGUGCUUGAGUUCUGUCCCGAAGGUGAUCUGUUCUCCAACAUCACCGAGAGAGGCCAGUUUGUGGGAAAUGAUUUCCUCGCCAAGCGGGCAUUUCUUCAAAUUCUGGACGCCGUGGAUUUCUGCCACUCUAUCGGAAUCUAUCACCGGGAUUUGAAGCCUGAGAAUAUCCUGGUUACAGACCAUAGUAUGACUGUUAAGCUUGCGGACUUUGGCCUGGCUACAACCGAUUCUUUCACAUCCGAUUUUGGUUGUGGAUCUACGUUUUAUAUGUCUCCUGAAUGCCAGCAAUCUAAUUCGACACCGUACGCCUCUGCUCCAAACGAUGUAUGGAGUCUUGGUGUCAUUCUUGUCAACCUUUGCUGUGGCCGAAAUCCCUGGAAAAAGGCCUCUCCUGAGGAUUCUACCUUCCAUGCCUAUCUAAAGGACCGUGAAUUCCUCAGGACAAUCCUUCCUCUGUCGCCUGAGUUGAACUCGAUUUUGAAACGCAUUUUUGAAUGCGAUCCUCUGAAGAGGAUUACACUCCUGGAACUCCGCAAGUUGGUCCUGGAAUGCCCAAGGUUUACUGUCCGCUCGGGCUGCAACGUUCCUAUUACGCCACCAUCUCCGUGUUCUAGCUAUGAGUAUGCCAAGGCACAGUUUAGCUAUGCGCAAUUUAAUCCUUAUCCUCCAUCACCGGUGGAACCGAUCGAAGCCGAGUACUCCAGCUCCGCUAUCUCCGAUACUUCUUUGACCGAUGACGACUCCUCUGUCUCCUCCUCUUCAUCUUCGGAAUACGCCCCUCCAAGCCAGCUGAACCAAUUCAAGUUUGUUCCUGCGACAAUCCCACCCAAUUAUUGGGGUUCGUUUAUUCCAAUUGUUGGGGAUAAGCCUGCAGUCCGCCAAUGCCACCUCGAGCCGAUGGUGGCUGUGUGCUAAAUGCAUCAUGGCAUCCCAGUUUCGACAUAAACCCUACACAUCCUCAACUGAUUUCCGCCCUGGUGACCACGGUAUUGCUUGGCAGCUUUGUCCCAACUUGCUCCAGGAAGGCACAUGAUUUUGAUAACGAAUUUCUUUCUUUGCUUGCUCUUUGCCAUGGAUCGGAGUUGGACGAGUCCUUACAUAUCCGUUUUCCUUUAGGAGGAUCCAAUUUUUUUUUUCCGGUUUCGAAGACAAACUUUCCACUAUGUUCGAAGCUCUUGUUCGAUAAUAGCGAUUCUACCUGGUGGUUCAUGUCCCUUUUUGUCUCGCCAUGAGGUCUAUUUUUUCAACUUGGCGACAUUGUUAUUUUGCUUCUGAUUCACCUUCUCUUUAUCUCUACACGGUUCACUGUUCGAUACGACGUUGUAAUAUCUCUUAGCCAUCAUUCUGGAGGUACUCUUACGGUUUUGGGAGGUUCAAAGUGAAGGGCGGCUUUAUGAUUUCGGCGUUGGGACCUUGGAAUGAACACAAAGGUGCAUUAAGGAGUUUUUAAGUCUUGGUUGUUUUCCCUUUGCUUUUGAGUUACUCGGUUUCAGAACUUUUGACUAGAAGGAAAAGGCGCAUGUUCCCGUGAGCUUUUUGGAGGGCCGUUUCGAUUCGCAUCUUCGAUUCUGCUGCUGUCGUUAUAACACUGAUACCCGGAAUGUUAGUUACAUUCUUCUCAACACUUAUAUGUCACUCUUAGUGCUUUUGCUUCGAGAUGAUCAUACAUAUUUUGCGGUCAAAGCGCAACCCCGUUUACUUCUCAUCUGUAUAUAGCGACUUGAAAGUCAUUGUACACACAUAAAUACAUGGAUCAGGA
This is a messenger RNA of Coccidioides immitis RS, 2448 nucleotides long. Its product is annotated as RAN protein kinase. The record is from RefSeq and is a predicted model, not a curated record. Gene Ontology annotation, molecular function: ATP binding; protein serine/threonine kinase activity. The coding region runs from base 375 to 1604 and encodes 409 amino acids. The transcript is spliced from 2 exons. NCBI's taxonomy places the organism in Eukaryota, Fungi, Ascomycota, Eurotiomycetes, Onygenales, Onygenaceae. Gene Ontology annotation, biological process: intracellular signal transduction; protein phosphorylation.